This is a messenger RNA of Rhineura floridana, 2870 nucleotides long. It is a transcript of the gene DRC7, whose product is annotated as dynein regulatory complex subunit 7. NCBI's taxonomy places the organism in Eukaryota, Metazoa, Chordata, Lepidosauria, Squamata, Rhineuridae. Gene Ontology annotation, cellular component: motile cilium. The transcript has 19 exons. The record is from RefSeq and is a predicted model, not a curated record. Gene Ontology annotation, biological process: flagellated sperm motility. The coding region runs from base 210 to 2777 and encodes 855 amino acids.
AGAGAGAUGGAGAUGCUCUGGGACCGGAAGAAUAGAUUUCCACUGAAAAGGGGGAGUAGCCAACCCUUGAGAACAAAUGCAGCUCUUUCUAUGUGGAGAAAUGGAAAGAGACUACAACUCCCAGAAGCCUCAGCUUUCCAGGAGGUGGUUGCCAUAGGGAUGGAAAUCAACAGACCUGGGAAAACAGGCCAAAGGCUGGAAAGGAGAGAAUGGAGAGCAGUGAGGAGGAAUUUGUAUCGUUGCUAGAGGAGGAGGAAGAGGAGCUCUCCUCCUUCCACCUUGGUGACGAACUGCAAGAUCUAGAGGAGAAGCUUUCUCAGAUCCAAGUCCAUAUUCCUGAAGCUGUAUAUGAAUUCGACUGGAGUUCCAUUGACACCGCCAGUUUGCCAGAGUCCUACAAGACGAAUUCUUCCAAGGAGCAGAUGCUGUUGCAGGUGGCCAACAAUUUUCACCGACAGUAUGCGCACCUCUGUCCAGACCGUGAACCCCUCUUCCUGCACCCUAUAAAUGAAUGUGCGGUGGAAAAAUUUGUGAGCACGACAGUGCGCCCGACUCUGCUCCCUCACUCAGAGUUGUACAACUGGGAUGGCUGCGCCCGCUUUGUGGCCGACUAUCUCACCAUGGAGCCUCUUCUGUCUCCAAUCACCCCGCCCGGUUACUUGUACUCCCCGACUACAAUCCUGAGAUACCAGCGGGGGAACUGUUUUGACUUCAGUGUCCUCUUGUGCUCUCUGCUGAUUGGCGCGGGUUAUGAUGCCUACUGCGUGAACGGCUAUGCCACCCGGGAGAUAUGCAUGAUGGACGAGUCCAGGGAGGUGUGCCCACUCUUGCAAAAAUCAAAACAGGUCCCAGUAGAGGCCACAAAGCAGAAGCCCAAGAGGUACGCCAUCAAGCCCCCGCGGGAUCUCCGUAGCAAAUUCGAGCUGCGUCAGGAAGCCAAGCAGGAGGCAAUAGUGCAGGCAGCUGAGGAGAAGCAACGGAAGGAGCAGGACGAAAGGACAGCGGAAGCUGAAAAGCCCCAUCCAGACCCCCUGUAUGGUCUCCGUGUCCAUGCCUGGGUUCUGGUUCUUUCAGGCAAGCGUGAAGUGCCGGAGAGUUUCUUUAUCGACCCUUUUACAGGAAAAAGCUAUGCUACCACUGACGAUUAUUUCCUUGGUAUUGAAAGUGUCUGGAACCACCGGAAUUACUGGGUUAAUAUGCAGGACUGUUGGAACGCGUGCAGGGAUCUCCAGUUUGACCUCGGGGACCCUGUGCGGUGGGAAUUCAUGCUGCUCGGCUCUGACAAGCCCCUCCUGUCACUCCCGGAAAUGGAGGAGGAAGAGGACCUCGGGGAGGAUGAGGUGGAAGAUAUGAUUAAAGAAGAGGAGCCAAAGGGUUUUGACAUGCCCGCAUCUUGGGUGGAGCAGAUCCAAAUCACUCCAAAAGAAUUUGAGACGCGCUGUCCCCUAGGGGUGAAGGUGAUUCAGUAUAAGAGUGCCAAGCUGGAAAAAUGGGCGCCGUAUCUGAACGGCAGCGGGUUGAUCACUCGCCUCACCGUCUAUGAGGAUCCAGACUGUACUAAAGUGCUGGAAGUGAAGGAGUGGUUCAAGAAUCGAGAAGACAUGAUGGAGACGAGAGAACUGAAUAAGCAAACGGGAGUGACUAUGGAGUUCUUCAUGCCUGGACAUGUGCAAGGCCUCAAAGCACACAUCUACAAGACCAUGGAUCCUGAGACAGAGCGCACUAUGGAGUUCUACAACGAGACCCGGGUGGAUGGCCUUCAGAAACGUGUGGAAACUUCCAAAGACAUGAUGGAAUAUUUUGAAGGGCGGUCAGAUUUCCUGUAUUACCGGCACGUUGAGUUUGGCAAAAGAAUAAAGAAACCUGCCAAUGCUCUGGCCAUCACUGAAACCAAUGCCCGGCCCAUUUUGAAAAUCACUGAGCGGUUCCACAGGAACCUGCACAAACCAGCAGAUGAAGAUGUGGCGGAACGCAUCUUUUCAUUUGUGGAGGAAAAGAUCCUCUUGACCUACCACUGCAAGGAAAACUACAUCACUCCUUCAAAGAGGGAAUUCAACAAACGGUCAGAUGUGGACAGCACCGGGAAUAAGAUUGUCAUGACGAGCGACAGGUGCAUCAGCUAUCAGGCGGGGUCAACGGAGAAGGAGAAGAAGUUGUUCCACCUGUAUGAAAUGAUGCUGCACCUAAUGGAAGAGGAGAAGCUUGCCCGGCACCAAGUCUGGGAAUCAGAGAUGGAGAUCCUGGAAAUUUUGCGGAUUCGAGAGGAAGAAGAAGUAGCCAGUAAGUUGACCGUGUCUAUUUAUGAUACUGAAAGAAAUGAGAAGAGCAAAGAACAGCGAGAGGCAAUGGAGCGCCUCCAGCAAGAGGAGCGCCAGCGGCAAGUGGAGCAGGAUCUGGACUACCUGGCGCCUUUCCUGAUCCAGGUGGGCGGCGUUGACAAGAUGACCAAGUGGCUUGCUUUGCGCUUGAAGGAGGACUGUCUCAGCGAUUUCAAGCACCGCCUUGUCGACAAGGCCAACCUCAUCCAAGCCCGUUUUGAGAAGGAAACCCAAGAGCUUCAGAAGAAGCAGCAAUGGUACCAGCAGAACCAGCUCAACAUGACCUUGGAGGAUGAGGAUGCCUACUUGAACUACUGCUCGGAUGCUAUGUUCCGCAUUCGAAUCCUGGAGCUCCGUCUUAGCAGGCACAAAGAGAAAGCUCCACUGAAAUACAUGGCACUAGAAGAGAAAUUGUGCAAGGACCCGCGCCUGUCUGAACACCUCCGUUUUUAUAUCUGAUUGUACUCCAAAUACUCGCACAGCCAUCACUGGGAACGGCUCCUUCAACCCUCUUGACCUCUUCCUUGAUGUGACAGUGCAAAGUAUAAUGAU